UCGCUAUCUUGACUGGAUUGAAGAAUUACCUUCCAUUUAGCUACUGAAUCCCAAGCUACAAAUAUUGCUACAUCAAUACGCACCCUCCACAAGUCUGUUGGACCAGAUUCUCUCGAUGGAUCUCCCAUACACCUUUUCGGGAUGGCAUCCCUCCAGCUGGUCUAUCGAGCUAUUUUAUUUGAAAUCCAGCGCCUGCGGAAAGUACUCCCAGACACACAUUAAUCAAUUGGUUAAGGAUUACUUGUCUUGCUUGCUCCACUACAAGUCAGCCCUCUCAUCCAGCUCCCCAGAUGUCUCCAGAAUGUUUUUACAGCGAGACGUGUUGCUCCGGUCACCGGACUGGUACUUGUCGGGAAUUCUCAACACUGGCGAUCGAUUCAUUCUUUCUAAUAAUGAAACGUUAGUAUCGAUCGUGUCAGCGCUCAACUACUUCAAAACUGUCUUUCAACCUUCGGGAGAUGUGCGGGAUAGUGUGUUUAUUGAUAAAUUAAACACGGAAUCGUACUGGCCCCGCGAUGAGGAAGUGUGCAAUUUGACACGCCACUUUCCUCAGUUGAGCUCUGUGUUGCCGAUUGACAACAUCCUAGAUAAGAUUGACACCAUGUUGGAAACCUUUGAGACGGAUGUGGAGAAAUUUUGCAGGAGCAUGGGAUGGGUAUUAAUGUUUGGUCAUGACUUUAAGCACCCGCCCUACCGAUUGCAACUGAACGCUGUGGACGAGAAUCUCUCCAGGAAACAGUUUGAGGCGGAAGCGGCGCUUGGGGGCACGAUUUCUCCCCUUGACGGUGGUUCGAAGUUCAAGCCCUCCCGGAAACGGCCAGUCUCCGACACCGAUUUUGAUGAGUAUCCAUAUACCAAAAGACUGCAGCUCUGCCCCGUAUAGCCGGGCUUGCGGCAUAACGCCUUUGCAGCCGGAUUCAAAGUUAUUCCUUAUGAAUAUUCCC
Messenger RNA from Babjeviella inositovora NRRL Y-12698, 944 nucleotides. RefSeq lists its product as uncharacterized. The coding region runs from base 116 to 883 and encodes 255 amino acids. The record is from RefSeq and is a predicted model, not a curated record. The transcript has a single exon. NCBI's taxonomy places the organism in Eukaryota, Fungi, Ascomycota, Pichiomycetes, Serinales.